Messenger RNA from Puccinia graminis f. sp. tritici CRL 75-36-700-3, 609 nucleotides. RefSeq lists its product as uncharacterized. The transcript is spliced from 4 exons. NCBI's taxonomy places the organism in Eukaryota, Fungi, Basidiomycota, Pucciniomycetes, Pucciniales, Pucciniaceae. The coding region runs from base 1 to 609 and encodes 202 amino acids. The record is from RefSeq and is a predicted model, not a curated record.
AUGUUUUCUCGCAUUCGACUCAUCCAACAGAAAAUCUUAAUUGAAGGAUUACAACUCAGUCAGAACGACCAAUGGGCUAACCAGUGCCCACGCUGUUUUGGCCCAAACCAACACGAAGUCAAAUCCCACCCCAAAGAACCUGACAUAAUAAUUGCACUCGAUGGCAACUUCCAGCAGCGCCACUAUGCUUAUGCUAGCAAAGAUAACCCACCAGAAUCCCAUUAUCCUCGUAGCUUUGUCAAGCCAUCAAAAAUCACUAAUGUUGCUGAUACACUCACAGCCACAGAUGCUUCAGCAGUUGGUAUCGAUCCUCCAUGUGCCGACGUCCACAAGGCUGCAAAUGAUGCUCGGGGGGAAACAACUUGGGAGAAGUGUGAUGACAACGGACUGUUUGCAAGUGCUUGUCGCCAUGACAUUCCUCUGAUGUUUGCCAACAUCUACAAGACUGGAGAAAAAUUAUACUACCCUAUAGCGCUUGUAAGGAAUCUAUUGGCUGACUUCCCUCAACACAAGGUAGGAAUACUUUAUGACAUUGGCUGUCACCUUGAAAGACAUGUGAGACGUAUGGAGAGUGUCUUGAGAGGCUCUGGGCUUUCCUAUCACCACUAA